AUGAGCGGCGGGUAAUGGCGGCGCUGCCCGGCUCGCGCUCGCUCGCUGCUGCCUCGGGCCCGGCCUCGCGCUGCUCGCCGUUACCCUGGUUACUCGGCCCGGCCCGCCGUUCGCCCGCCCGCCUGCCCACAGAAUAACAUUAUUCUCCAUGGAUGUCCCUGAUAGUCCUGAUUGCGACCCCCAUUCCCCAGAGGACCAGCUUUCUGAUGAUGAUGACUUGUUGCUUGAGGGAGGGCAUGAAAACGAUGAAGAGGAGGAUAUAGACAAACACUCGGACAAUGAGGGAGAAGGCUUGGAUUCUGAGGACAAUGACCGCUGCAGUGAUGCAGGGAUUCACAGUACAGGGGAGCCUGACCAUGAUGUGGAAAUACACGAAUCAGAGGUGGAAGAGGAUGAGGAAAAGCUGAGAGAGGAAGGUGAUUACAGUGAGGAAAGUGGAAAUGAUGGUGAUAAUGAGGAGCGGCCAAACACAGAAUCUGACCGUGACAAUGUCGCAAGCCCAAAAAGAACUUGUGGUGCUGAGCGAACUGAAAAAAGCACUUCUGAGAAACAGGAUUUACGAGCUGAUGAGGAAACUGUGAAUGAUUCUAAGGAUGAAGCAUCUUCUGUCAUCAGGGACCUAGAUGAGCAUGAGCUGGACUAUGAUGAAGAGGUUCCUGAAGAGCAGCCAGGGGCUGUAAUAGAAGACAGCGAGAAACAAAGCACGGAGGAGAAAAGCAGCGACUCGCCAAAGGAGGGGGAAAUUGAUAAAAGUCAACUCGAGGAGCGGAACUCUGAAAGAGACAGAAAAGAUGCAUUUUGUGAGAGGAAAAAGGAUGAAGAUGAUGGGGAGCUUGAUGAAGGAGAAGUUGAGGAUGAUGACCUUGAGGAAGGUGAAGUGAAAGAUCCCAAUGAGAGGAAAGUCCGACCAAAGCCUAUCUGCAGAUUCUACAUUAAAGGUAACUGCACUUGGGGAAAUAAUUGUCGAUUUAUCCAUCCGGGAAUUAAUGACAAAGGAAACUACUCAUUGAUAGCCAAACCAGAUCCUUUCUCACCAAAUGGCGGACAUCAUCUAGGACCUCACCCAUUGAUGCAGGCUAAUCCUUGGGAAACCCAUGCCUUGGGAGCUCCGGUCAUUGAAGAAUUGAUGCCCCCUAUUCCUUUGGAGCCUCCUGCAGAGAGUGCAUGGGAGAGAGGACUGCGGCAUGCAAAAGAGAUGUUGAAGAAAGCUACCAUCAGAAAGGAACAGGAACCAGACUUUGAGGAGAAGCGAUUCAACGUCACCAUUGGAGAUGAUGAUUUUGACAAAGAAAAUGAUUUUUAUCGAGACUGGAAUUAUCGUGUUGCAAGAGACAUCAGAGAGCCAGGUGACUUGGAGUACAGAGAAGCAAUCAACUAUGGACCUGAUCCUUAUAUAACUCCCUACUACGAGCAUGAAGCUGAGCGAUACUGGCGUGGUGGACAGUAUGAGAACUUCCGGGUGCAAUGGACUGAGGCAGACUUUCACUAUAGGGAAAGAGAGAGGGAACGGGAGAGAGAAAGGGAACGAGAAAGAGAGCGAGACAGACAUCGAGAGCAGCGCGAGAGGGAAAGAGAAAGAGAAAGAGAACGCGGAAACAGGAUACGAGAGCGAGAGAGGGACAGAGAGCGUGAACGUGACAAAGAACGGCAACGAAGAAAAGAGGAAUGGGAACGAGAACGAGCCAAGCGCGAAGAGAAAGAGAAAGUACAGAAAGACCGAGAACGAGAGAAAGAGAAACCAAAGCAGAGAUCCCCACCUCCUGUAAGCCGACAAGUAGAAGCACCCAAGAAAGAAGCUGUUGCGACGACUGCAGUGAAGCGGGCGGAUGAAUGGAAAGACCCCUGGCGCCGAUCCAAGUCACCCAAAAAAAGGCCAGUUUCAACAGCAUCACCAGGGCGUGGGCGUAAGCGACGGAGAACAUCUGGCUCAUCUGUUUCAGUGUCUGGCUCGUCGAGGUCUUCAUCUCGUUCUUCUUCCUAUUCUGGAUCUGGGUCUUCCAGGUCACGGUCAAGAUCACAUUCAAGAUCAUCCUCUUACAGCUCGUAUUCCAGCCAUUCCUCCAGGCACAGCUCGUAUUCUGGCAGCAGAUCAAGGUCUCGAUCAUUCUCAUCUUCACCUUCCCCAACUCCCUCUCCAUCACGAGCAAAAGAUGCUGCAGGAGCAAAGACCAAAGGCGGAACAGUUGUCGGUGGUGGAACGGGCGAUGCCCCAACUCCCACUGGCAAAAGUGAAAAAGCUGUGAAGAAACUGCCAUCGCCACAGCCUGUAGGGCAGACAGCAGGAGCAAAGGUUGCAAAGGCCAAUGCAGAGAGUGCAAAACCUGCCGAGAACAGAGAGGGAAGGAAGAAGGAACGCCCGCCCCGCACACCACCCAGGAGCAGGAAGACCGCAAGUGCUAGCGGGAGUGAUAGUGGCAGCAGCUACAGUGGGUCAAGUUCACAUUCACGGUCGCAUUCUCGUUCAGUAUCUCGGUCAACAUCAGCAUCUGGCUCACGGUCUGCAUCGGGUUCCCAUCGAUCCAGGUCCCUCAGCGUGAGCAGUGUGUCAUCCGUGUCAAGUGCAUCGUCAAGCAGCAGCUCUGUCAGAAGUGCAGACUCUGAGAACAUGUAUGCAGAUUUAGCCAGUCCCGUGUCCUCUGCAAGCUCCCAAUCGCAAGUCCCUGCUCAGCAGCAGAAGCAGAAGGAAAAAGUAAAACCCAAGAAAGAGGAGACGCCGAGGGAGAAGGAGCGUGAAGAGAGGCGAAAACGUGAGAUUCCACCACAGCCGCAGAAGACCUCUGCACCAAAACCUGCCCAGAUCAGCAAACCCCCACAGCUUGUCUACAGUGCACACAAGGAUAUCAAACUGACCCUGCUAAACAAGCCUGCUGACAAGGGCACACGGAAACGGUACGAGCCUUCUGAUAAAGAGCGGCCAUCCUCUCCACCUUCCAAACGGGUCGCCCUGUCUCCUGAAAGAGGACAUCGGGAGCGAAAGCCAUUUGGGAGGCCACCAUCGCCAAAGGGUGAUCGCCAGAGUACCCGGGUGCCACCGAUGAUGCGGUCUUCUCCUGCCCAGGCAGACAGAAAACGGGCUCCGUCACCCCAGUCAAAGGUCUCGAGUAAAGUGACCAGCGUGUCUUCGAGCUCCAAGUCUCACGAUGUGGCAGCCUCUGCCACGGCUGCAUCCUCUGCAAAGUCAAGUAAAUCCAACACGUUAUCCCGCAGGGAGGAACUGCUGAAGCAGCUAAAGGCAGUCGAGGAUGCCAUUGCCCGAAAGCGCGCAAAGAUCCCUGGCAAGGUCCAGUAGGCGUGCCCAACUGACUGGGACUGUGGUCGUUUGGUUAGAGACAGCUGUCAGUAUUUUCAGUGAUUAAAUCCGUGAUUUAUUUCAGGAAGCAGCCAUGUUGGCGGGGGGGUGGGAGGGGGGGGGGCUCUUUGAGUACCUCACUGCCAUCCUCCCAACCUUCUGAUGUCCCAGUGGGAGUGAUGGUUGCAGAGUUACUGCAGACGUACCACCGUUCUGUUUUUUCUCAAAUUGGAAGAUGCUACAGACUGUGAGCUCGAUCACGCAUUUAACACAGGCUGACGUUGCAGUGGCAUUCUAUUCGGCUGAAGCAGACAGCGACAGGAAUUGGACAGGUGGAACUGACCCUGGAGAUGGCACACCUUUUACACUGCUUUAGAAGAUCUUAGUGUGUGUGUGUGUGUGUGUGUGCGUGUUGUCUGAAGGAAUUCCUCACGUUUACAUUGUGUUACCAGAGAGCGGGUGAAUGUGCUGUCAAACACGGCUCACUUUCUUCUCCCACACCACCGCCCAUCAUAACCAUUUUUUGGUAAAAUUGUUCUUCUGCUUUCCCAAAUAAAUACUCAUUCUUUUAUUUUACGCUUUUUCCAGGUUUUUUUUUUUAAAUGUCACACACGGACCUUAUGGUUAUGUUGAAUGCGUAGGUUGAAGUUUUGGACCUCUUCAAAAGAUCAUUUGGUUAAUGCACACAGCUGAGGAAUUGUGGUAAAGCAGGUUUUUUCAUGCUUACAACAUCUGCUGAAGUGAGGACAGAGUGUUUCAAUUGAACGGGGAAAUAAAUGUUCAGGAUUGACUUUUUUUUACAUGACUUUAAUAAAGGAUUUACUAGUUGUAAA
Molecule: messenger RNA, 4122 nt
Organism: Amblyraja radiata (thorny skate)
Lineage: Eukaryota; Metazoa; Chordata; Chondrichthyes; Rajiformes; Rajidae
Gene: zc3h18
Product: zinc finger CCCH-type containing 18
Exons: 20
Coding region: 149-3289 (1046 amino acids)
Cellular component (GO): precatalytic spliceosome
Molecular function (GO): metal ion binding; RNA binding
Source: RefSeq, a predicted model, not a curated record